Messenger RNA from Conger conger (European conger), 921 nucleotides. It is a transcript of the gene sebox, whose product is annotated as SEBOX homeobox. Bases 1 to 921 code for a protein of 306 amino acids. Gene Ontology annotation, molecular function: DNA binding. The record is from RefSeq and is a predicted model, not a curated record. Lineage: Eukaryota; Metazoa; Chordata; Actinopteri; Anguilliformes; Congridae. The transcript is spliced from 3 exons.
AUGGCGCUCUUCGUGGAACCCGAAUUCUUCAGCGUCCAGAAACUAAUAGAUGACCGAGAUAUAGAUUUUGUACUAUCCAAAAGCAAGGACCAAUUUAAAGGUGAGCUGUGUGAGUCGGUAACGUCCUCCCGAGAGCCAGACAAAGCUGGGCUGGCGGAAGGUCAAAGGAAAAGAAAGAGAACCAUCUUCAGUCGAGCGCAAUUAUCAGAGCUGGAGAGAGCCUUUGCAGUGACACCAUACCCGGACAUAACACUGCGGGAGAGGCUGGCAGCGCUCACACAUUUACCUGAGAGCAAGAUACAGGUGUGGUUCCAGAACCGACGAGCUCGGAGCAUAAAGAGCGGGAGACUGAGCCGGCCCGUGAAGAGGAGUCCAGGAAAAGAGGAGGCCACCGCCUGCUUCCCCCCUCCAGGCCUCCCCUCCCUCUGCCCCACGUUCGUCCCUGCAAAAAUGGGGGCGCUGGGUGGCCCGGAGCAGUACCAGCCUGAGGGCCGGAGGCAGACCUACUCAGACUGGGCAAGGCAGUACAGCGGAGGGGUUUCCCAACUUGCUCCGUCCCCCACGCCAGCCUCUCCCGACCUUCCCGAGUCGCUGCUCUGGGAGGACGCCCGCCGCCCCCGUGCUCCUCUAUUGGCCGCUGCCAGACAGGUCCGGCCCACCCAGCAGCGGUGGGAGGAGAUUAGCCAGCUGUGUGCAGCCUCCCCAGGGUACAGGCACCCCCGGCCCCAGCCUCACUCGGCCCCUCAGGGCCGGUACGGCUGCCCCUCCAUAGACCAGGUGGUUCCCACCCACCCGCAGCAGAUGUACUGGGAUAUCCCCCACGGACAGGACCACGCCAUGGCCGGACCCCAGACUUCGCUUGGGUACAUCUCCGACCUGAUCUACAACGCUGCCGUUGUCACUAACCUGCUCGAUUUCUGA